Messenger RNA from Gasterosteus aculeatus aculeatus (three-spined stickleback), 2033 nucleotides. RefSeq names its product enoyl CoA hydratase 1, peroxisomal (gene ech1). The record is from RefSeq and is a predicted model, not a curated record. Gene Ontology annotation, molecular function: delta(3,5)-delta(2,4)-dienoyl-CoA isomerase activity. NCBI's taxonomy places the organism in Eukaryota, Metazoa, Chordata, Actinopteri, Perciformes, Gasterosteidae. Gene Ontology annotation, cellular component: mitochondrion.
UGGCGCUCUGACUGUGGACAUGCCGAGGACACACUAACUAAAUGUCUUUACGACUGUUAUAUAUGAUGGUUAUUGUAAUCCACGGUGGGACACACACGUAGUUUGCGUGUAUUCUGUGGCGGUAGCCGGUUUAUUCGAAUCGGCGCAGGCCUGCUCUUCUCGCACCAGCCUGUAACCGGCGCUCUAUGUAAUCAGGCUAACCGCUUAGCAUUAGCUAGCGCCUGUGUAGCUGCAUGCUAACGCUAGCUGACAGCUACAUGCUAACGCUAGCUGACAGCUACAUGCUAACGCUAGCUGACAGCUCCCUGAGCUACAGGGACACACGGGAGGAGCAGUAGAAGCUAAUUAAUGACACAGGUCUGCUUGUAGCUGAAUCACUGAAGAGGUUCAACGUUCAAAGGGCGAUGUUGUCCGUGUUCGUCAGGUCAGCUCUCACCAAAUACAGGAGAUCCUGGCUGCCCGGUCAGGCUGUGGUCAGGGCCAUGUCGUCCUCCGGUGGUGCCGUCUCUCCUUACACCACCCUGGCCAUCAGUCACCCAGCAGAGUCCGUCACACACGUAGAGCUGCACCGGCCUGAGAAACGCAACGCCAUGAACAAAGCUUUCUGGAGUGAAAUGGUGGACUGCUUCAAUGAGAUCGCUGUGGACCCGGGCUGCAGAGUGGUGGUGGUUUCUGGAGCUGGGAAGGUCUUCACCGCUGGUAUCGACCUGAUGGACAUGGCCAGCGACGUACUGAUGCCAGAGGGGGACGACACGGCCAGAAUCGCCUGGAACAUGAAGAGAGUAAUCGCCAAGUAUCAGGAGACCUUCUCCGUCAUAGAGAAGUGUCCAAAGCCUGUUGUAGUGGCCGUCCACGGAGCCUGUGUUGGGGGAGGUGUUGAUCUGAUCACGGCCUGUGACAUCCGCCUGUGUACGCAGGACGCCUGGUUCCAGAUCAAGGAAGUUGAUAUUGGACUCGCUGCAGAUGUCGGAACUCUCCAAAGACUUCCAAAAGUCAUCGGCAGCCGCAGCCUCGUGAACGAGUUGGCUCUGACGGCCAGGAAGAUGUUUGCCGACGAAGCCAAGAGCAGCGGACUGGUCAGCCGAGUGUUUGCAGAUAAGGAGGCCAUGAUAGCCGCCGCUCUGGAGAUGGCCGAUGAGAUUGCUGUUCGCAGCCCCGUCGCCGUGCAGGGCACCAAAGUCAACCUGAUCUACUCCAGGGACCACAGUGUGGCGGAGGGCCUGGACUACAUGGCUACGUGGAACAUGAGCAUGCUUCAGACUCAGGAUGUGAUGAAAUCCGCUCAGGCCUCCAUGGAGAAGAAGAGUCCAAGGAGCAUAACCUUCUCCAAACUCUAAAACCUCCACACAAUAAAAUCUUUCCUUGCGGUUGCCUCUGUUGGGAAAAAGGGGAGGAAACACAUGGAAUUUGGUCUUUCUAAAACUGAUUUAGUGAUCUGUGGCCAUAUGAAGAUGAUUUAAUGUUGCGACUUUAGGGUAGAAUUCAUCAGAUUUCAUGUGACUGUCCAAUAGUAAAUGAUGAAACAAAUACACCUGAUUGAUUGUCCUGUUGAGGAGUUACGUUAGCUGUGCAGUGUACUGUGUACCAGGAUGUAUGCGAGCAGGGAUUUGCUAUGUCUUAAACCAAACUAAUACAGGCUUAAUGGCUUGUUAACUCAUCCUAGAACACUGACAAUAUGAAUACAGAUGUUAUGUCUUUCUGUUGGCAAUGCACACAGCUAAUGAAGUUAUGCAUUAAUGAGUUCUUCAGUGGGAAGAGCAACAUUUUGUCUAUGCGUCCAUACAGGAUCAGGAACACCGGUAGCCAUUUUGCCCACUAAACCAAACUGGGACACUCGGACUGUGAAUUUUCCUUUUAAGAAAUGGACGCUUGAAUCCACUGGAAAUAUGACGAUUCCAAAGAUCUGUCAUUGACCGUGUAAAAAGUUUGAAACAGGAUAAUCUGCUUUUUUCAAUCUAAACUAACGGAUUGAGUCAAUGUGUGAGAAUCUCAGAUCCUUUGCUGAAAAAUAAAAGACAACGUUUUGUAAUUCA